Eleginops maclovinus (Patagonian blennie) is the source of this 1828-nucleotide messenger RNA. RefSeq names its product paired box 7a (gene pax7a). The transcript has 9 exons. Lineage: Eukaryota; Metazoa; Chordata; Actinopteri; Perciformes; Eleginopidae. Gene Ontology annotation, molecular function: DNA-binding transcription factor activity, RNA polymerase II-specific; RNA polymerase II cis-regulatory region sequence-specific DNA binding. Bases 308 to 1828 code for a protein of 506 amino acids. The record is from RefSeq and is a predicted model, not a curated record. Gene Ontology annotation, biological process: anatomical structure development; regulation of transcription by RNA polymerase II.
CCCAGGAAACGAAUAACACAGCAUUUCUGUCCAACUCAGACACACGACUCCAAUUACUCUAUUUUGUAGACUUCCCUGUUUGAAGGGGUUUUUAUUUUAUUUGUAGCAGCUGUUAUAAUUGUUGUUAUAUUUUGGUACGUCCAUCGCACCAGAGGACAGCAUCACAUUUUUUCCCCCGGUGGAAGAAGGUCCAGUUUCUCCGCCUGGGAUUGGGAUUUCACAGUAAACUGAGCAUCAUUUUGAGCAUUUUGAACACAUUCCGUUUUUGACUUGGACUGGAGUCCGUUUUGUUCGUCCGAGUGGCUAAAUGAUGGCUACUCUACCAGGAACGAUGCCUCGGAUGAUGCGCCCUGCGCCGGGCCAGAACUACCCCCGGACCGGCUUCCCCCUGGAAGUAUCCACCCCCCUGGGCCAGGGUAGGGUGAACCAGCUUGGCGGUGUGUUCAUCAACGGGAGGCCCCUGCCAAAUCACAUCCGACACAAGAUAGUGGAGAUGGCACACCACGGCAUCCGACCCUGCGUGAUCUCGCGACAACUGCGAGUUUCUCACGGUUGUGUCUCCAAGAUUCUUUGCCGAUACCAAGAGACCGGCUCCAUCCGCCCGGGAGCCAUAGGAGGCAGCAAGCCCAGGCAGGUGGCAACUCCUGACGUGGAGAAGCGAAUCGAGGAGUACAAGAGAGAAAACCCCGGCAUGUUCAGCUGGGAGAUCCGGGAUAAGCUGCUGAAGGACGGGGUGUGCGACAGAAGCACAGUUCCUUCAGGUGAGGCUUCAUCUGUGAGCUCCAUCAGCCGCGUUUUGAGGGCCCGAUUUGGCAAAAAAGAUGACGAGGAUGACUGUGAUAAGAAGGAUGAAGAUGGAGAAAAGAAAACAAAGCAUAGCAUCGAUGGCAUCCUCGGUGAUAAAUCUAACCGCACAGACGAAGGUUCAGAUGUAGAUUCGGAGCCAGACCUGCCCCUAAAGAGGAAGCAGAGACGCAGUCGCACCACCUUCACCGCUGAGCAGCUGGAGGAGCUGGAGAAGGCCUUUGAAAGGACACAUUAUCCAGACAUCUACACCAGAGAGGAGCUGGCUCAGAGGACAAAACUCACAGAGGCCAGAGUACAGGUGUGGUUUAGCAACAGGCGAGCUCGAUGGCGCAAACAGGCCGGGGCCAAUCAGCUAGCGGCCUUCAACCACCUGCUUCCUGGAGGAUUCCCACCCACAGGGAUGCCAACUUUACCCACAUACCAGCUACAAGAUUCCGGCUACCCCGGGACCACGCUAUCGCAGGAGGGCGGCAGUACUUUGCACAGACCCCAGCCCCUGCCCCCAUCCUCCAUGCACCAGGGAGGCCUGACUGCUGACAGCAGCUCUGCUUAUGGUCUUUCGUCCAAUCGCCACAGCUUCUCCAGCUACUCCGAUACUUUCAUGAGCCCUUCAGCCUCCAGCAACCACAUGAACUCUGUGGGCAACGGGCUCUCCCCACAGGUGAUGAGUAUCCUGAGUAACCCCAGCGCUGUAUCCUCCCAGCCCCAGCACGACUUUUCCAUUUCCCCCCUGCACGGUAGCCUGGAAAGCUCCAACCCCAUCUCUGCCAGCUGCAGCCAGCGCUCUGACAGCAUCAAGGACAGCCUGGCUUCCUCCCAGUCAUACUGCCCCCCCACCUACAGCGCCACCAGCUACAGCGUGGACCCCGUCACUGCAGGCUACCAGUACAGCCAGUACGGCCAGACUGCUGUGGACUACCUGGCCAAGAACGUGAGCUUGUCUACCCAGAGGAGGAUGAAACUUGGAGACCACUCGGCCGUGCUUGGACUGCUGCAGGUGGAGACAGGACAGGCCUACUAA